Molecule: messenger RNA, 2436 nt
Organism: Vicia faba (fava bean)
Lineage: Eukaryota; Viridiplantae; Streptophyta; Magnoliopsida; Fabales; Fabaceae
Source: the annotation of a GenBank genome assembly
AUGAGAAUUCUUCCUUCUUUGUUUUUUAUUACUAUAAUAUUCUUCUUCUCCAAAUUUUCCUAUGGGGCAGAUACUAUUACUCCAUCAGUCUCACUUUCCGAUGGAAGCACCUUGAUUUCCAAAGAUGAAACCUUCGAGUUGGGUUUCUUCAAUCCCGGUAAUUCCUCAAACCGCUACGUUGGAAUUUGGUUCAAAAACAUCCCGGUUAAAACCGUUGUUUGGGUUGCAAACCGUGAUAAUCCUAUCAAAGACAACUCAAGCACGUUGAUCAUAAACAAACAAGGUAAUCUGGUUCUUCUCAACCGCAACCAAUCUCUUCUAUGGUCAACAAACACAACAAAGAAGUCUUCAACUCCAAUUGUCCAGCUUCUCAACAAUGGAAAUUUAGUGAUUAGAGACGAGAAAGUCAGUGAAAGUGAUGAAGACAGUUUUUUAUGGCAGAGCUUCGACUAUCCUAGUGAUACGUUAUUACCAGAAAUGAAGAUUGGGUGGGAGAAGAAAAGUGGUAUUCAUAGAAUAUUUACUGCGUGGAAAAACUGGGAGGAUCCAUCUUUAGGUGAUUUUACAUCAUUCAUGAGCGUUAGUAAUAAUCCUGAAGUGGUUCUUUUCAAAGGCUCAUCUGAGUUCUUCAGAACAGGACCUAUGACUGGUACUACGGAUAGUGGAGCUUAUGGGCUGAAGGCUAACCCGAUAUUUAUUUCAGACGUUGUAAGCAGUGAAGAUGAAGCGUAUUUUUCGUACACACUAAAGGACAAAUCUGUGAUUUCCAUAGUUGUUUUAAACCAAACUCUUAUGCUUCUUCAACGCCUUGUAUGGAUUCCUGAAUCUAGAAAAUGGAGUACUUACAUGAACCUACCACAUGAUACUUGUGAUGGUUAUAACGUGUGUGGAGCAUAUGGAAAUUGUGACAUUAACGGAUCGCCACUUUGUCAGUGUUUGGAUGGGUUUAAGCCAAAAUCAGCGCAACAGUGGAGCACAAUGGACUGGGCAGAUGGAUGUGUGCACACUGGAAAUUGGAGCUGUGGAGUUAAGGGUAGAGACGGUUUUCUUAAAGUUACUGGAGGGAAGUUGCCAGAUACUACAAAUACAUGGGUUAAUGCAAAUAUGACAAUUGAUGAUUGUAAGAUCAGAUGUUUGCAAAAUUGUUCCUGCACAGCUUACUCAAGCUUAGGCCCAGACGACGAUUCCGGCGGUUGUUGCCUAUGGUUUAAUGAUCUUAAAGAUUUGAGAGGUUCAGAUUCUCAGAGAAACUUCUAUGUGCGAAUUGAUGCAUCAGAUAUAGGUGAUAAACAUGAGCAUACAAAAAUGAUUAUCUUGGUAGUUUCGAUCGUUGUUUUUGCUAUCAUUGUGAUAAUAUUGGCACUAUACAUUUAUCGAGAAAAGAUGAAGUACAAAGAAGGCAAUAAUGAAGGCGAGCAUGACGAUUUAGACCUCCCCUUCUUUGAUCUUGCUACUAUACUUGAAGCCACAGAUUACUUCUCAAAUGCAAACAAACUGGGUGAAGGUGGUUAUGGACCUGUAUACAAGGGUAAGUUGCAAGAUGGUCAAGAUAUUGCAGUAAAAAAACUUUCAAAAAGAUCUACACAAGGAAUGAAAGAAUUUAAGAAUGAAGUUAUUUUAUGUUCUAAACUUCAACACCGAAACCUUGUUAAAAUAAUUGGUUGUUGCGUUGAAAAAGAUGAAAAAAUGUUGGUCUAUGAAUAUAUGUCCAACACAAGCCUUGACUCAUUUAUUUUUGAUCCAAUUCAAAGCAAAUUAUUAGACUGGCCUAUGCGUUUCAACAUCUUAUAUGGAAUUGCCCGAGGUCUUCUUUACUUGCAUCAAGAUUCCAGGUUAAGAAUUGUGCACAGAGAUUUGAAAGCGAGCAAUAUUUUAUUAGACAAUGAUAUGCAACCAAAAAUUUCGGAUUUUGGUCUUGCUAAAAUGUGUGGAGGUGACAACAUGGAAGGUGAAACAAGUCUAAUAGUUGGCACAUAUGGUUAUAUGGCACCUGAAUAUGCCAUUGACGGAUUAUUCUCAGUUAAAUCAGAUGUAUUUAGCUUUGGUGUCUUAUUACUUGAACUUAUAAGUGGAAAGAAAAACAGAACUCUUACCUAUAAUCAAGACGAUCACAAUCUUAUUGGACAUGCAUGGAAGUUAUGGAAAGAGGAUAACAUACAGUCACUGAUUGAUGAUAAUUUGAAAGAUACGUGUAUUCUUUAUGAAGCUUUGCGAUGUAUUCAAAUAGGGCUUUUGUGUCUGCAGCAUCAUCCUGAUAAUAGGCCAAAUAUGACAUCUAUUGUUGUGAUGUUGAAUAGUAAUAAUAAUAGUUUACCUCUACCACAUGAACCAGGUUAUUUAUUACAAAACAUAACAAGCGAAGGAGAACCUUUUACCGAAAGACAAAGACCUUCUUCAAUAAAUAAUGUAACUAUCUCACUAUUAAAUCCAAGAUAG